This is a messenger RNA of Callorhinchus milii (elephant shark), 3543 nucleotides long. It is a transcript of the gene ccpg1, whose product is annotated as cell cycle progression 1. Bases 196 to 2874 code for a protein of 892 amino acids. Gene Ontology annotation, cellular component: membrane. The record is from RefSeq and is a predicted model, not a curated record. The transcript is spliced from 12 exons. Lineage: Eukaryota; Metazoa; Chordata; Chondrichthyes; Chimaeriformes; Callorhinchidae.
UUUAUCUGCGCGCGCGGGCGGUGAGGGGUGGGGGGGGGGGAAGAAGAGGAGGAGGUGGUGGUGGACGACGCCGACGACGACGAGGUGCCGGGCCGACCGACCGCUGAGCGACUGUAUUUUCCACACCGGUUCGGAAGACGGCGGCAUUUUUGAUCACCGGAUGAGCAGAAGUGAAGCAGUUAACCGGGCUUGAAGAUGUCCGAGAGUUCCAGUGAUAGUGAAUCUUCCUGUGGUUGGACCAUUAUACACCAUGAAGGCUCUGAUGUGGAGGUGCUGGGUCCAGACAGAGGAGAGGCAGAAUGCUCAGGGCCUUUGGAGCAUCAACAGUUAGAUAAGCUCUUGGAAGCUGAAACUGAUCAUUCAGUAUCAGUCACAGAUGGUCCUGAUUCUUCAGUCACUUUGAAAGAAAGGGAAUCGCUCUUUGAGGUACCAAAAGAAAAAUCGGCUGAUGAUGGUGCUAUUGUUGGUGCUACCAGUGACGAUUCAGAUAUUGUUACCCUUGAGUCACCUCCUGUAGAAGAUUUGCAUGUCCAGGAAGAAACUGAAGUUGAAACUGAACAGGAUACAAACAAUGAAGAAUUGAAUCUUGGUUCCUCUUCCAGUAGCCAGUAUACCUUCACCCCAACUGAAACUGAAAAUAUGCUGGAGCAUCUUUGGAGGAUUCCAGAACAUGUAAAAGAAUUGGGUAAUCGUUUGAGAAAGCAUCUGUCAGGCAAUCUGACCUUUCCAGUUUCCUCAUUUGAACCGAGCAGAGAUGAAUCAAGCAGCGAUGAAACCAGUGAUCUGGCAAGCAAUGUGGCACGAAGACGCCGUACUAGAAAAAGAACAAUGUCUGCUUCGGAAACUGAGGAGAAACCCGAUGAGGAGGAGCCAGAGCAGCAGCAAAUUCAGGAGCAGCAUCGCCAUCGGUUCAAUACUACCCUGAAUAAAUGCAUUUUACUUGCACUGGUUAUAGCUUUCAGCAUGGGAUUUGGACACUUCUAUGGUACAUUUGAAGGAACUACCCAGAUACAGGAGCAACAGAAACUGACAAUGAAACUCCAUGAAGAUGAAAUAAACGAUGUUAGAGAUGAUCUCUUUCAGUGUCAGAAAGAGCAAGAUGCAAUUAUAGACAAGGAAACACCUGGGCAACUAGUAGAGGAAAAACAAGGCACAAUGCUUUCAGUGACGGAACUUAUGGAUAAAAUGACAAAAGAGAAUCAGCAACUCAGACGAAAGCAUACUGAGCUUCAGUCAUACAGAGAGAACUUGGCAAUGCGUUUGAAACAGACUGUGGAUGAGAAGCUAUCUGUUCAGUUUCAGCACCAAAACCUUGCUAAAGAGAAUCAGCGAAUGAAGCAAUCUCUGGAAAGGGAAGAAAAAGCUUUAUCCUCGCUGCAAAGUGAGCUUCGAAAACUGAGGGAACAGAUCAGAACAUUAGAGGGAAAACGUAUAGAUGCUGAAACAAUCAUCAAUGAGAACCAGAAACUAAAGGAUCAUUUGGAGGAGGACAAGCAACAAAUGCAGAGUUUCCUUCAACAGAAAGAGACUCUUGUAGGUGAAGCUCAGAUGUUAAGGAGGGAAUUAGAUAAAGAACGCCGAACUACUGAAGCUUUGCGGAAGGAACUAGAUUCUUUGAGCCAUCUUCAACAUGAAGAUGAUGAUGAUGAUACGGUACAACCAGAUCAAGAAGGUUUACAAACAAGACUGUCGGAGCUGGAGAAGAAAUUAGAUUUUGAGCAGCAGCGUUCUGACUUGUGGGAGCGUCUUUAUGUUGAAGCUAAAGAAGCAAAGGAAGAUGACCCUGAAGUUGAAUCUUUGAAAACGAAUACCAGAACAUCAAAGGAAGAAUUUGGUGGCAAAGGGGGCAAAAGGAGACAAUUCAAGGAAAAUGUCAUGAACUCGUUUAAAAAUAGUUUUGACGCUGUGAAAAACUCGACCAAAGAGUUUGUGCGACAUCAUAAGGAAAAAAUUAAACAGGCGAAAGAAGCUGUGAAAGAGAACCUUAAAAAGUUCUCUGAUUCCGUCAAAUCCACAUUCCGACGUUUCAAAGAUUCAGCGAAAAAUUUAUUUUCCAAAAAUAAAAGACGAGAAGAAUCAAGAGAUGCAAGGGCCAGGUAUCGUUUCCAGCAAUGUUCCAAUGGACGCUCGUGUAGUGCAGAUGAAUACAAACGUCAAGCCACUCACCAAGGUAAAAAUUCAGGUCAAUAUAAACACAAUGAGCAAUUCCACAAGAAUUCAGGGAAACCCCAUAAAAUGGAUCCUGAAGAGUCGCCUAGCUUUGCCAAACGUACAAGCGGUUUUGAUCAAUUUAGAAAACAUUCCUACCACCAGACUCCUAAAGGCUGCUCUAAUGUCUUUGAAUGUGCCCAUCAAGAAUCCCUUAAUCUCUUUAAUAAAGUUCUUGAUCCCAUCAAGGUUGAAGAGUUCCAGGACCUGCUACAUAAAUAUCUUCAACAGGAGGACGUCAACUUCCAACACUGGGGUGAACUGGAGAAAUUUAUAAACAAAUUUUUCCACAAUGGCCUCUUCAUACAUGACCAAAUGUUGUUCUCUGAUUUUGUCAAUGAUGUUGAGGAUUACCUGGAAGAUAUUGUUGAGUAUCAAGAAGGCAAAAAUGACCCUUUUGAUGACCUGGAUGAAUACAUCUAUCGUCAUUUUUUUGGUGACACUUAUUUUAAUCAGUUUGGACCAAGUCAACUUUUUAACACUCAUAAAUACAAGCAGUCAUCUAAGAAUGCUGAAGGCCCGAAACAUCAGAAACAUCAACGGAAAUAUCAACAACAGGCUUAUCACAAGGAACGGAAAUGGAAUAAGCCAAGACGUACCAAUGGAAGACAUAUGGCAAAUGUUGAAAUUGAGUUGGGUCCAAUGCCUUUUGAUCCAAAAUAUUGAUGGGUGUAAACUGCAUAAAUCUGUGCUUGAAUAUGAUCCUAUCUGAAUGCUGCUUUAUGAAACAUGCCUAAGAGUGAUGCCAUUUCAAAGAAAAAAACUAUAUGCAUCUUGUUUGAUUUCAAGUAUUGAGAGUAGAAUAUUUUCCCCUUUAGCAAAAAAACUGGCCAGAAACUUCCUAAGCCAUUUGUUGUGUUGUAAGUGUGUUACGUUAUACCAAAGUAGUUUGGUAUUAAGAGUUUUAAAAUUGCAGGGUCUUUAGUGUAUUCGCUAAGUCUUUGCAUGCAAUGGUGUACAUGCAUGAGAAUGCAAAUCUCUUCCCUUCAGCAAGUUUGUAAUUUGCUAUCAUGUGAAUUUAAAUUUCAUGAGGUGUAAAUUAUUAAGAAUAUUUGGUGUGCUAAAUUUUGCACUAUUUGAAGGUUGUAAUUUUAUUCUAUGGUGAAGAUUAGCCCAGUUCUUUUAGUUUCCCCUACUUUUGUGUAUGCUUUUGUACAGAUCUAUUCACCUGUGUUAAAUUUGUGUUGGGUAUAGAGAUGCUUUAUGUUUUUAAUUUGAAUUCAACUUGGUUGCACCUUUUUCCGUUUAGCAAAUAAAGUGAACACAUGUAGGCAACUGAUGAUAAAAUGGAAAAUUUCAUUGAUAAAAAUAAUAAAGGCGCUGGCUUAUUUCAAA